GCUUGCUCGCGCCAGCCUUCCUAACACCAACCGCCAAACCUUGAUUAUCAUUUCGAAUGCGACAAAUUACAGUUGACCAUUGCCUUUGUCCGGCGAUGGUGCAAACUGGCUGAUAAAUACCCUGCUCGGCUCCUUGUGUAGGAUGAACGCGUCCUUACGAUCAGGGCCACCGACGAUGGUUUUCUUAGCUUCAUAUGCAGGCGUUGUGGCGGGCCUCUGGAACCUAGGUUGAGCCCGGGGCAGCAUCCCGUAGCCGACGGGAAUGGCGGCGGUAGUGGAGGGCUCGCUUUCUUAUGAGGGAUCUGGGAAGGGUAAAGAGAGCAUGGGGGAGCCGAAGGAUGCCGUCAUCUUCGUUGGAAUCUCGUUGGUGUUAGGUAUCGCUUGCCGGCAUAUUCUUAAGGGCACCAGAGUGCCAUACACCGUCGCGCUCCUCAUCGCCGGCAUUGCUAUGGGAUCAUUAGAAUACGGAACACAUCAUGGCUUGGGAAAAGUUGGCAAUGGGAUACGUAUUUGGGCAAAUAUUAAUCCUGAUUUGCUAUUGUUUGUUUUUCUUCCCGCCCUUCUAUUUGAAAGUUCAUUUGCAAUGGAAGUGCACCAAAUUAAGAGAUGUUUUAUGCAAAUGCUGCUACUUGCUGGACCUGGAGUUGUAAUAUCGACCUUUUUUCUUGGAACAGCAUUAAAGUUAACAUUUCCCUACGGGUGGGACUACAAGGUGUCAUUAUUGUUGGGAGGACUUCUUAGUGCUACAGAUCCUGUUGCAGUCGUUGCUUUACUGAAAGAACUUGGAGCAAGUAAAAAAUUAAGUACAAUAAUUGAAGGAGAAUCCUUAAUGAAUGACGGGACUGCGAUUGUUGUGUAUCAGUUGUUCUACAAGAUGGUGCUUGGGAAGAGCUUCAAUUUUGGAGAAAUUAUUCAGUUCUUAUCACGUGUUUCACUUGGAGCUGUAGCUCUUGGACUAGCUUUCGGAAUAGCAUCUAUACUCUGGCUUGGGUUCAUCUUCAAUGAUGCAGUCAUCGAGAUUGCUUUAACUCUGGCAAUCAGCUACAUCACGUUUUACACUGCUCAAGGUGGGGCUGAUGUUUCAGGAGUCUUGGCAGUGAUGACUUUGGGCAUGUUCUUUGCAGCAGUGGCCAAAACUGCUUUCAAGGGUGAUAGUCAACAGAGCUUACAUCAUUUCUGGGAAAUGGUUGCAUAUAUUGCAAACACCUUGAUCUUCAUCUUGAGCGGAGUGGUUAUUGCUGAAGGUGUUUUGAACGGUGACAACCAUUUUGAACGGCAUGGAAGUUCAUGGGGAUACCUUGUUCUGCUCUAUGUUUAUGUUCAGUUGUCACGUGUAGUAGUUGUUGGGCUAUUAUAUCCUUUUUUGCGUCAUUCUGGGUAUGGUUUUGACUGGAAGGAAUCUGUGAUACUCGUAUGGUCUGGGCUACGAGGAGCAGUGGCUUUAGCACUUUCUCUUUCUGUAAAACAAGCCAGUGGCGUGAACCAACCUCUUCUAACCAGUGAACUUGGAACCUUGUUUGUUUUCUUUACCGGUGGAAUUGUAUUCCUAACACUGAUUAUCAAUGGGUCAACCACCCAGUUCCUCUUACACCUUUUGGCUAUGGAUAAGCUAUCAGCUGCCAAGAUUCGUAUUUUGAACUACACAAAAUAUGAAAUGUUAAAGAAGUCUUUGGAAGCGUAUAGUGAUCUCGUAGAUGAUGAAGAACUUGGAGCUGCUGAUUGGCCAACUGUGCAAAGAUAUAUAACCUGUCUAAGUAACUUGGAAGCAGAUGAGCAUCCCCAUGUUGUAACUGAAAGCGAGGAUCAUCUAAAGAGGAUGAGCCUAAGUGACAUGCGAGUAAGGCUUCUGAAUGGUGUGCAAGCUGCCUAUUGGGCUAUGCUUGAUGAAGGAAGGAUAUCUCAAGCCACUGCAAUGAUUUUAAUGAGUUCCGUAGAUGAAGCUAUGGAUGUGGUGUCUACUGAGACUUUAAGCGAUUGGAAGGGCUUGAAGUCCAAUGUUCAUUUUCCAGGGUAUUACAGAUUUCUUCAGAUGAGCAGACUCCCACAGCGGCUGGUCACCUAUUUUACAGUGGAAAGAUUGGAGUCGGCAUGUUCACUUUGUGCAGCUUUUCUUCGUGCACACAGAAUAGCCAGACGGCAACUUCAUGACUUUAUUGGUGAUAGUGAAAUUGCUUCUAUGGUUAUUAAUGAAAGCAGUGAAGAGGGGGAAGAUGCAAGAAAGUUCUUGGAAGACGUCAGAAUUAAUUUACCUCAGGUGCUCCGCGUUGUGAAGACGAGACAGGUAACAUAUUCAAUUCUGAAACAUUUGAGUGAAUAUGUUCAAAAUCUUGAGAAGGUUGGACUUCUAGAAGAAAAGGAGAUGGUUAAUCUCGACGAUGCUGUGCAGAGUGACUUCAAAAGGCUAUUAAGAAAUCCUCCGUUAGUAAAAAUGCCAAAAGUGAGUGAUCUAAUUCGUGCACAUCCUUUGCUUGGAGCUCUUCCUGUUGCUGUGCUUGAACCCCUUGGUAGUUCUACAAAAGAAUUAAUUAAAGUGCGUGGCACGACCUUGUACAAAGAGGGGUCUAAGCCAAAUGGGAUUUGGCUUAUUUCAAUGGGCGUUGUGAAGUGGGAAAGUGGAAGCCUCCGUAACAAUCAUUCAUUGCAUCCAACUUUUUCUCAUGGAAAUACUUUGGGACUUUAUGAAGUUCUAGUUGGAAAACCCUAUUUGUGCGACAUGAUUACAGAUUCUGUGGUUCACUGUUUCUUCUUUGACAGUGACAAAAUUCUUGCCCUUGUCAAGUCAGACCCUGCUAUAGAAGGAUUUCUGUGGCAGGAAAGUUCAUUAAGCAUAUCCAAAAUCCUUCUUCCUCAAAUAUUUGAAAAAAUGACAAUGCAUGAAUUGAGAGCCCUUGUUGCUGAAAGAUCGUCAAUGAAUGAAUACAUAAGAGGAGAAACCAUAGAGAUAAGAUCAAAUGUCAUUGGUCUUUUAUUGCAAGGGUUUGUAAGGAAUGAAGAUGUCCAGCAAGAGUUUAUCACAUCUCCUGCAGCAUUGUUUCCUUCACAUUCAAAUCUGUCCAUAGUUAGUUCACGAUCCACUG
Messenger RNA from Dendrobium catenatum, 3077 nucleotides. RefSeq names its product sodium/hydrogen exchanger 8. Gene Ontology annotation, molecular function: sodium:proton antiporter activity. Gene Ontology annotation, biological process: proton transmembrane transport. NCBI's taxonomy places the organism in Eukaryota, Viridiplantae, Streptophyta, Magnoliopsida, Asparagales, Orchidaceae. Gene Ontology annotation, cellular component: chloroplast envelope; membrane. The record is from RefSeq and is a predicted model, not a curated record.